Messenger RNA from Darwinula stevensoni, 640 nucleotides. NCBI's taxonomy places the organism in Eukaryota, Metazoa, Arthropoda, Ostracoda, Podocopida, Darwinulidae. The record is from the annotation of a GenBank genome assembly.
AAUGAUCCUCGCCUCCCUUCUCGUCUUUCAAGAUGAAUGAAGGAGGAUGACGGGGAAGCACAGGUACCUGCUGCGAGUCCGGGGCGAGGAUUUCGCGCUGCGCCUGGAGGUGGAAAGCCGAGAGGAGGUGGAGAAGCGGCUCAGCGAGGAAUCGUUUGCCCGGGUCCUCCCGACCCAAUACUUCCUCGAGUACCUGGACGAGGAGGAGAACUGCUACGUGCGGGUGCUGAAAGCGGAUGAGCUGCCGGAGGGAGGGCAUCUCAGGGUGUCGCCGCUCUAUGGCCUCGACCAGCCGCCGCCACCAUAUUAUCCGCCUCUAGAUAAGUCGGUGUUGGACACGACGCCCGGGAGGAUAUAUCAAUACUUCGGGGAGCCUCAUCUGCCAAUGUACAUGUCGCCUCCGACGCCGAAGUACGUGACACCUCCGGCGCCACCGUACGUGUCGCCUCCGGCGCCGCCGGGCGCACCCACUUCAUUAAAUAAAAAAGUGCAGGUCAUGUGCUACAAGUCGCAAACGCCGCACACGGAGUGCCAGACGUCACCUCCGCUCACCCCCCUUUGCCCUGCCCUGCCCUAUGAGGUGAUCGCCCUGGUGUUGUCGCACUCGCAACACCAGUCUCCCAUGACCGCGAGUACUUAA